This is a messenger RNA of Haliotis rubra (blacklip abalone), 6229 nucleotides long. RefSeq names its product protein broad-minded-like. Gene Ontology annotation, biological process: non-motile cilium assembly. The record is from RefSeq and is a predicted model, not a curated record. NCBI's taxonomy places the organism in Eukaryota, Metazoa, Mollusca, Gastropoda, Lepetellida, Haliotidae.
AUUUGCAAUGGCGUCGAUGUAAACAGUUACCACGGAGAGCAGUAGAUAAACCAGUUUGCUCACGCAACAACCGUCAAAAGAAACCUUUCCUUGCCAUGUAAAAGUGAAGGCUGCCUCUGUGACACCAGAUGGCGCUCAGUGGGGGGCUGGAGGGGCAGGAUCUGAUCCGCAACCUCCGUCAGCUCAUCUACAGCUUCGAGCCCUACAUCCGCGAGGCUGUCUCAGCGGACCAGAUAGAGGAGAACCUGAUACACCUGGAGGAGAGCGAGGAGAACUUCCACAAAUAUGAAAUCAUAAAGUUGCUGAAACGAAAAAUUGAUGAGCUCCUGGGACCUUUGAUUGAUGAUGAAAUUGAGCGGUUCUCGACAGUUGGGCACAUUGGGGCCAACGGACAGGAGACAGUGGUCAGUCGAAUCACUGACCGCAUCUUGCAGUCUCAGCAAUAUCAUGACUUCAACAAGAAGCUGAAGCGUAAUAUGACUGAUGCUAUUGACCAACUGCAACAGAACUUCGAACAGGAAUUCUCAGGUGGUCGUCAUGGCGAUGCUGGUUUUCAGACACGCAGGGAAAAUAUUGUUACAGACGAUGAGGAGGGAAGUGUGAUAAUGUUUGACCAUGACUACAUGAAGCAUGUAGCGGACAGUCUCAGCAAGAGCAAGCCCACACAAGUACGACGGGAUGCUCUCCAGAAGCUGAACCAGAUCAUGUCUGCCGACUCCGUCAACUCCGACCACUGGCUUCAGUUGAAGCGUAACCUACAACAAGUCAUGUCCGACCCUGAUGAACAACUCUCGGCCCUGAGUGUGAAGUUCAUAGCCAAGGCUUUCACCAGCACCACUCAUCAGACCAGGGAGAUCUACAUCUUGUUGACGGAAUAUCUUCUGGAGCAGUUCCAGUCCGCGAAUAGCUCCAUCCCCCAUGUGAAGGCGGGUCUCGACUGUGUCCGGCCUGAGAUCAGCAAACUCCUCAAGGCUUUACGCCUGAUGAAUGAGUUCCAGCAGGAAGCACCGAACUAUUGGAUACGAUACCCUGAUAGGUAUGUGGAGGAGAUUGUCGAGAGCACUCUGAACCUCAUAUCCGUGCCCCAGUCAGGGCCCACUCAGAGACUCACACCAUUACACUUCAUUGCUCUCAUCGACCCCAAGGCGCAGUGGUUCAUCAAAUGGAUGCAUGGCAACUACAGCAGGAAGGUUCUACUGCAGACUCUGGAGAAGUACAGACCUGUUGUGGAGAACACAGUCAAGCACUGCCUGGAGUUUUCUGCUGCCCGCAAGUUCCCUCAGGAUAUGAUGAGUGACAUGUCCGAUUCUGUGUCCAAGUUGUCCAUCAAUAUAUCACCGAGUGAUCAGCGAAUGUUCUACACUGGGCCGGAGUUAGACUACGCAUACUUCAUCCACUGCGUGUGUAUUCUGGGGAGACUCCUGUGUUUCCAGAAUGGACGCAAGUUCUUCCCACUCAAGCUUAAAGAUGAAAGUGUGACCAUCAACCGACUACUGAAGGCUCUAGUUUUGCUGAUAGUUGAUCCGGGAAGUUCCUCGUCCAGCAAGUCCCCCAGCAGUUCCUCCCAGGGCAACCAUCCUCCCAGUGAGGGUACACUGCUACACGUGGCCGACAUCUUGUCUAUCCUCGCCUCCAACAGCAGGGGGCGCUGUCACCUGAUGUAUGGAGAAGGUCGGGACUUACAGAAUCGCUCCAAGUCCUCACCAGCCCAUGUUAUUGCUGAGUUCACAAAGAAAGCCCUGAUGUCGUCUCUACCAUGUGGUGCUGGAUCUCAGCCCUCCUGUACCGUAGUGGGAGCUUACCUGUAUAUAUGUAGACAGCUGUAUAAUACAUGUCAGGGCUUGCUGGUGCUACAGCAGUACGACCUGCACAAUACAGUGGCUACAGCGUGGAAGGAGCUGUAUAAUACAUGUCAGGGCUUGCUGGUGCUACAGCAGUACGACCUGCACAAUACAGUGGCUACAGCGUGGAAGGAGGCCUCUCAGGCAGCUGACCGUGCUGCCACGCCCACUCCAUCAGACUCCAGUAUUGACAUCAACAAAUCUCACAAGGAAGUCAGUGUGCUGUUCUGGGAAGACACACUGCGUGACAAUCUGUUGAACUUCGCCAGUACUGCCAAGGGUAUCUUGCUGCUCCAGCUGACUGGCUCCAUCAAUGAGUGUGUGUCCUACAUGUAUACCAGAUAUGAAAAGAAACUACAGGUCAGCAAAUGUGAGAAAUUUGGAUAUGGAGUGAUGGUGACUCAGAUGGCUGCCACAGCACCAGGGAUCGUGGCUCUUCAGAACACUGGUUACAUCAAGGCCCUGAUGACAGAGUUGUGGUCAUCCCUGGAGUGUGGACCCUCUGAUGAACCUGUCUUCACCCCCAAGAGCUGGCCGGUGGAUGCAAUAGACCGCCUCUCACACAAGCAUCUAAGCCGACUGUUGAACAUUCUGUCAGGCUUCCCUGCCGUGUACGAGGUGCUGGCGGAGAAACUGCCGGUGCGGGACAGCUACAGCUUCCGUACCAUCCCAGACACAGUCGAUAUAUACAUAUCUCUCUUCAACUACUUAGCAGUCCAUUCCUUUGGGCUAAGGGUGCUGUGCGUGAUGACAUCGUGCCUGGACACGUAUCUCCUGCUGCAGUCCCAGUACAAGUUCCAGGAGUUGCUGCUCCAGGCCCAGGCCGACAACAUCACAGAUGGCAGUGACCAGACAAUAGUGGACGUGUUGUCUGUGGAGAGGAACUUCCUUCUGGUCAAGACUCACCUGAUUGGUGGACCCACGGAGAGGAUGAUCCCCCCUCGGUCUCUGGAACAGACACGUGAUGGGGUGUACCCCUACCCCCUGUUCUCUGCCUACCCCCUCCCUAGGGAGUACUGCCCCAACCUGGCCGGCCGAUCAGCCAUGAAACAAGACAAUGAGCUCAGCAAGUUCCUCACGGGGAAGGGAGACAGGAAGAUGCCAUGGGUGGAGAAAGGCCUCAACAUCUUCGUGAAACUCCUCACCAACAAACCGGAACAAGCCAAGGGGAGCUUGAUGCAGCAGUUGCUGGAGCAGACGGUCAACACCCUCAGCAACAUCCCAGAAGAGGCCAUCUUCCCACUGCUGGACUUCUCACCUGAUGAUACUGGGAUGAAGAAGUUCACGCUGUCUCCUUUACAGUUGUUGGGAAUUAAGACAGUUGUUAGGUAUGGGAUGCACCUCAAGGCUAUCAACACCUCGGCUGCUGCCACAGACGGCCUGACCCAGCUCCUGAAACAGACUGGCUACUUCCUGAAACAGCAGCAGAAGGUUUUCAGGUCAUCACUCCGUUACCUUCAUGGCGGCUAUCCUGGGUUUGACUGGUUUGCUGCCACUGUGUUCCUCAUCUUCCACGGCAACAUGGAGCGAGCGUGGAAGUUCUUGUACAAGUUCUCCUCCCUGGGGGUGUCCGGCUAUCUGUGGAUGCCCCGACUGCACGCUUCAGUACACCUCCCGCCUCCACUAAUGAUGAGCGGCAUACACCCAGUCUUCUCCAGCACGGCACACAACAUCGAGUUCAUCCUGCAGACAGAGCUUCCUCUGGUGGCCUCCGCUUUCAAGAUGUCUGGAUACACACCUGCACAGAUCUGUGUGCACUGGCUGAAGCAGUGUUUCUGGAACUUCCUUGACUGGGGCGACAUCUGCCACUACGUGUGCACCUGCAUCGUCCUCGGUGCCGACUAUCAGGUGUAUACAUGCGUAGCCAUUCUGCGACACCUCCAGCGCGACAUCCUGCAGCAUAUGCAGACGCAGGAACUCAUCUUCUUCCUCAAGGAGGAGCCUAUCACCGGGUUCCGGAUGGCGGAGAACAUCCGCUACAUGCAGGAGUUGGAGAAGAAGUUCCGCAGGAUCGUCCAGCCAGACAUGAUGAACAUUACCAAGCCAUGAUGUCCUCACAAAGGAGGAGGAGGACCUGUUGAGGACAGGUUGCUAGGACCAGAAGAAGAUAACGGGAACCAGCUUCCUUUGGUAACAUGAUGGUAGAGUUUCAGUGAUUUAAGAUCAUGCAGUUGACAACUGUGGUCACUUGGUAGUUUCCAGACUCAUUUCAUGUUGAUGCUCACCAUGGAUGUUGUUGGUGAUUUACAGUGCCAGCUGUAGUAUGUUUCUACUAUACUAUGUCUAUACACCAUGCCAGGAACAUGAAGCAUCGGAGACAAGUGUCUCUUGGUUUGAGUCCAGGUUUAUGCUGAAGAAUCUGUCUCAUGUAAGAUGUUUGGAAGUUGUCUCUUCUGAAGCAGUAAAAGUGAUGCCUAUAUUGAACCAGAUGAUCUUGUGCUAAGAUGAUCUUGUGCUGCUAAGAUGAUCAUAGCUCCCAUUCUUUAACAUAGGCUUAUGGAAGUCUCAUUGCUAAGAUAGUUUUGUGACAUGGGUCUCAGACAGGUUGCAAACCCUGAAAGGAGGAUGCAACCUUCUCGUGACCACUUCUGCAAACUGUUUCUGUAGUCCUGGGGCGGUGGGGUAGCCUAAUGGUUAAAGCGUUGGCUCGUCACGCCGAAGACCCUGGCUCGAAUCCCCACAUGGGUACAAUGUGUGAAGCCCAUUUCUGGUGUCCCCCGCCGUGAUGUUACUGGAAUAUUGCUAAAAGCAGCGUAAAACCAAACUCAGUCAGUCAGUCAGUCAGUCCUGUAGUACUCCUCACCUGACCACCUACUAUGUAUAUUCUAUCUGCCAGUCAAAAUACAAGCAUUCACUAGUCUAAUAGUCUGGUCAGCAUGCUGAGCACUGAGCUUGACUGGUCUGUUUGCAGUCAGUAUGCUAUUAUAAGUCAAGCAUCUUGAUAUAAAACUUUGUAUUUUGAUUUUUAGACCUAAUGUGGAGAAAUAUUCUUCAAUCUCAUGAACAUGCAUGUACUUUAAGUUAAGCUAAUGGUACAGUCAUGUUGUAUCAUUGAUUACGCUGUAUCCUAAACAUUUAUUUCUGUCAUGUUUCAUAGAUUCUUGAUUUAAGUCAAUAAUCAUGUUGAAAAUCAAAAUGCAAAUCUUCUGUUGCAAAUCAAAGAAGCUGAUGAAAAUCAUGGGUUAGAUCUGAGACUGCAAGAACCACUGGAAUGGCACCAGUGAUUAGAGUAGCGUAAAUUAAUGCUUUUCUGGAGAUAGAACAGAUUGACAGACUACUGCAUAUUCACAAUUUCAUGUUUCAUAAUUUCAUCACUCAGCCAUUUGAUGAAAUUGUCUCAUUUCAUGUUUGUGCUAUCCCCUGGGUGCAUCGUAGUGGUAACCUGACACCUGAUACUAUACUUUUAUCAUAAAGUUUUACAUAUGCAAGAUAUCAUUAAUGCAAAGUCCAUGUUUUGUGAAUGUUAUAUUUAUGAUCUGAUGUUUAAAGUUGUAAUAACAUGUAGAGAUCAUAUGUCGCAGAUUGGAUCUAGAAAAGAUUCACCAUUUUUUUAUUUAUUUACCAAUUUUCUGUUGUCUGUGGACAAUCCGUACUUACUUCAUUCCAAUCAGCAGGCAUUUUCUUUAUUUACUUGGCUUAGGGAUCAAUCAGUCACAAAUUUCACAAAAUGGAAUAAGAAUAAAUCUUGAUUGCAUUCUUGUUUUCCAACUCUUAGCCUGCCAAGUAUAAUUUGAGAAUGAAAAACAAAUAUUGAAUCAUUUAUGUUUUAGCUCUUAACCAAUACUACCUUUAAAAGAUCACAUUUAGGAAAACAUGUUUAAUGUUUUUUACCACCAAUGAAAAUCAAUCUAUAAGCCAAGUAAUUGGAAAAAGAGACGUGUCCUGUGGAUGAGAGGGCGAGUGGGCAAGUGAGUGAGUAUAGCAGAAUGUGAUACCACCAAUGCCUCUUACAUGGGUGAGUGAGUGAGUCUGAACAUUGACACAAUGCCCUACUAUAUACAACUGCACCACCUGUGCUUUGGUCUAUGCCUUGUGGGGCGGUGGGGUAGCCUUGUGCUUAAAGCAUUUGCUCGUCACACCGAAGAUCCAGGUUCGAUUCCCCACAUGGGUACAAUGUGUGAAGCCCAUUUCUGGUGUCCUCUGCCAUGAUAUUGCUGGAAUAUUGCUAAAAGUGGCGUAAAGCCAAACUCACUCACUCACUAUGCCUUGUACACAGGUGGUGUCAGAGUGUAUCUAACUCUAGAAUGUGUGAUUAGCAUCAAUCUUCACGUCCAUGUUUGCGAUGCAGACUUCUACCUUGGCAUGAUCUGUGAUUUGAUGUUGUAGCAUCAUCCGUCCAUCAUUCCAUCAAAGGGUAUGUUUUUGUAUAAUAAACAUAUUCUUUCAUA